Molecule: messenger RNA, 1767 nt
Organism: Miscanthus lutarioriparius
Lineage: Eukaryota; Viridiplantae; Streptophyta; Magnoliopsida; Poales; Poaceae
Source: the annotation of a GenBank genome assembly
AUGACAAUAGUAAUUGUGAUGGGUUUAUCCUGCUUCUUUUACAUACUAGGUGCUUGGCAGAAAAGUGGGACAGGAAGGGGUGAUAGUAUAGCUCUGAGGGUUAACCAAGAAACUGACUGUACAAUCUUGCCAAAUUUGCACUUUGAAACCCAUCAUACUAUAAGUGGCGCUAAUCCAUUGAUCAUGUCCAAUAAAAUGAUUGAGCCAUGCCACAUCCGAUACAGUGACUAUACUCCUUGUCAAGACCAGAACCGAGCAAUGGCCUUUCCUAGAGAAAAUAUGACAUACAGAGAAAGGCAUUGUCCUGUAGAGAAUGAGAAACUGCAUUGUCUAAUCCCAGCACCAAAAGGAUAUGUCACCCCUUUCUCUUGGCCCAAGAGCCGUGACUAUGUUCCAUUUGCAAAUGCUCCGUAUAAGAGUCUGACAGUUGAGAAAGCUGUUCAGAAUUGGAUCCAAUAUCAGGGAGAUGUGUUCAAAUUUCCAGGAGGAGGAACGAUGUUUCCCAAUGGAGCGAAUGCUUACCUUGAUGAACUUGCAUCUGUCAUCCCACUCGCUGAUGGCACCAUCAGAACUGCACUUGAUACUGGAUGUGGGGUUGCAAGCUUCGGAGCUUACCUAAUGGACAGAAAUGUAUUAACCAUGUCAUUUGCACCCAGAGAUUCACACGAAGCUCAGGUCCAAUUUGCUUUGGAGCGAGGUGUCCCUGCAGUAAUUGGAGUACUUGGAACUAUAAAGCUCCCAUACCCCUCUAGAUCUUUUGAUAUGGCUCAUUGCUCACGCUGUUUAAUCCCAUGGGAGUCAAAUGGUGGUAUGUACAUGAUGGAAGUAGACCGGGUUCUGAGGCCUGGGGGUUAUUGGAUACUUUCUGGACCUCCCAUCAAUUGGAAGAAAUACUACCAAUCAUGGAAAAGGUCUAAACAAGAUGCAGAAGAAGAUCAACAUAGAAUUGAAAACAUUGCUGAAAUGCUUUGCUGGGAUAAAAUCUAUGAGAAGGAUGAUAUUGCUAUUUGGCAGAAACAAGGGAAUUCAUAUUCAUGUCAUCAAAAGGAUGGUCAUGCUAGCAAGAUGUGUGCAGUUCAAGAUGCAGAUGAUGUCUGGUAUAAGAAAAUGGAAUCUUGUGUAACACCUCCGGUAGAGGCAGCACAGCUAAAGAAGUUUCCAGAGAGACUAUCUGCCAUUCCUCCCAGAAUUCUGGAGGGUCAGGUCCCAGGUAUCACAGAAGAAGUCUAUGAGGAGGAUAAUAAGUUGUGGAAGAAGCAUGUCAAUACUUAUAAGAGGGUGAACAAGCUGAUAGGUUCUUCAAGGUACAGGAAUAUUAUGGACAUGAAUGCAGGCCUCGGAAGUUUUGCUGCAACUCUUCAUUCUCCCAGGUCCUGGGUAAUGAACGUUGUGCCCUCUAUAUCAGAAAGGAACACUCUCGGUAUCAUCUAUGAGCGAGGUCUGAUUGGUAUAUACCAUGAUUGGUGCGAAGCCUUCUCAACAUACCCUAGGACAUAUGACCUGAUACAUGGCAAUGGCAUCUUCAGUUUAUAUCAGAACAAGUGUGAUGCAGAAGACAUUCUUCUGGAGAUGGAUAGGAUUUUACGGCCAGAGGGUGCAGUCAUACUGCGGGACAGUGCUGAUGUACUGAACAAGGUUAGAAGUAUGGUGGGAGGAAUGCGGUGGAAGUCCAAGUUACUUGAUCAUGAGGAUGGCCCGCAUGUUCCCGAAAAGAUUCUGAUUUCAGUGAAAGAGUAUUGGGUUGGCAGCGAAGAACAGAACAGCUGA